AUGGCGACCCGUCUCCUUCGUCGGAAUAUCAAGAUCCUCGUGAUCAACGCCAACUCGUCCGAGGAUAUGACGAGGGGCAUGGAGAGGGCCAUACAAGCAAUGCACUUGCACGAUUCCCUCGAGAUUCACACCUACACAGCACCAUCUGAAAGUCCGGCAAGCAUCAACGAUGAUGCGGAUAUCAAGCUGAGCACCGAGGUCGUUAUCAAUGAUCUCGUCAAAAGCGGGAAGCUCCAAGACUACGACGGCGUGCUCGUCGCAUGCUAUAGCGUUCAUACCUUGGUCGAGCAGCUUUCGCAGCAGUUCCACGCCUCGCUGGCCGUCACCGGCAUCUUCGAGGCCAGCAUACUAACUGCAACCUCGCUGUUGCCUCACAGUUCUGACGCUUCACGCUCAUCGAAAUGGGGUGUUGUCACGACGGGCGAGUUCUGGGAGAAGCACCUAAGUCAAGGCGUGAAGGGUUAUCUAGGUCAACCUGACCAGUCAGAGAAUGUCAAGUUCGCGGGAAUUGCGUCGACCGGCUUGACAGCUGGGGACUUCCACCACAUCAGCCCGGCUGAAGUGAGGGUCAAACUAGAGCAAGCUACCAAGAAGCUGCUGAGUAGCGGGGACGUGCGAUGUGUGGUCAUGGGUUGUGCUGGCAUGGCCGGGCUCGAGGAGAUUAUCCGAAGCUCGGCCAAUGAUAUCUACGGUCCGAAGAAGGGCAGCCAGGUCUUCAUCGUUGAUGGCGUCAAGGCCGGCAUCUUGCAACUCGAGCAAACGGUCAGAAGCAGACGACUAUUCCAAACCUGA
Colletotrichum orchidophilum is the source of this 792-nucleotide messenger RNA. RefSeq names its product hydantoin racemase. Bases 1 to 792 code for a protein of 263 amino acids. The transcript has 2 exons. Lineage: Eukaryota; Fungi; Ascomycota; Sordariomycetes; Glomerellales; Glomerellaceae. The record is from RefSeq and is a predicted model, not a curated record.